AUGUUGAGAGGUCGAUGUCCGUCCGCGGCGAACAAGUAUAUUAAGAGAACCUAUGCAGCGGUGAGAAAGCCCAAGACGCCUUUGCACCCCGAAUGGAAACCUCUAGUGACAAAGGAGCUGAAGGGUAAAGAUCCUGAGCAGACAUUGACGUGGCAUACAGCCGAAGAUAUAGAUGUGAAGCCGUUGUAUACCAAGUUGGAUACCGAGAAUAUGCCUGAUGAAAUCCCGGGCAAGUUCCCGUUUACAAGAGGACCGUAUGCAUCCAUGUACACUGCGAGACCAUGGACUAUCAGACAGUAUGCGGGAUUCAGCACAGUCGAAGAAUCAAAUGCCUUUUAUCGCAAGAACUUGGCUGCUGGCCAACAAGGACUGUCCGUUGCCUUUGAUCUCGCAACACAUCGUGGGUACGACUCUGAUCAUCCGCGAGUAAUCGGUGAUGUUGGUAUGGCUGGAGUGGCAAUCGAUUCGGUCGAAGAUGUAAAGAUCUUGUUUGACGGCAUUCCUCUAAACAAAAUGUCAGUGUCUAUGACUAUGAAUGGGGCUGUACUUCCUAUAUUAGCUAUGUACAUUGUUACUGGAUUAGAACAGGGAGCGGGACUAAAGGAACUAUCGGGUACUAUCCAGAACGACAUUCUCAAAGAAUUUAUGGUGCGGAAUACAUUUAUUUAUCCGCCUGAACCAUCAAUGAAGAUUAUCGGCGACAUAUUUUCGUAUGUCUCUAAGAACAUGCCCAAGUACAAUUCAAUUUCUAUCUCUGGGUAUCAUAUGCAAGAAGCUGGUGCUAACAAUGUAUUAGAGCUGGCAUUUACUGUGGCAGACGGUUUGGAGUAUAUUAGAACAGGCAUUAAGGCUGGGAUGAGUGUCGAUGACUUUGCUCCUCGCUUGUCAUUUUUCUGGGGCAUAGGAAUGAACUUUUAUAUGGAAAUCGCUAAAUUAAGAGCUGCUCGUCGUCUAUGGGCCACAUUACUCAAAGAAAAGUUUAAUCCAAAGAAUCCUAAAUCAAUGAUGCUCAGGACUCAUUGUCAAACUUCCGGGUGGUCAUUAACAGAACAGGAUCCGUACAAUAACAUAAUCAGAACGACAAUAGAAGCGAUGGCGGCCGUUCUCGGCGGUACCCAAUCACUCCAUACAAACUCAUUCGACGAGGCCAUUGGCCUUCCUACUGAAUUCUCUGCUCGUAUUGCCCGGAAUACACAAAUCGUUCUCCAAGAAGAAGCAUGCAUACCCAAAGUAGCCGACCCAUGGGGAGGAAGUUACAUGAUGGAAAAUUUGACUACAGAGUUGUAUGAAGCAGCGAGGGACAUUAUUGAAGAAGUUGAAGCUAUGGGUGGUAUGGCCAAAGCCGUUGCUAGCGGCAUGCCAAAGUUGAGAAUCGAGGAAAGUGCGGCUAAGCGGCAGGCGAGGAUUGAUUCCCAACAAGAGACUAUCGUGGGGGUGAACAAAUAUCGACUUGAAAAGGAGGACAAUGUCGAUGUGCUCGUGAUUGACAAUUCAAAAGUGCGAGAGGAACAAAUCAAUCGUAUUGAACAAGUUAAAAAAGAGAGAGACAACGCAAGGGCUGAGGCUGCUCUGUCUGCGCUUACAGAUUGUGCUAAGGCUGGCAUUGGUAACCUGCUUGAACUGUCAAUUCAGGCUGCCAAGGCCAGAUGUACUGUCGGCGAGAUUUCCUAUGCUCUGGAGAAAGUAUGGGGACGGCAUGAGCCAUCGAGCAGAGUUGCCAGCGGGGCAUAUAAAUCAGCAUAUGGCCCGCAAAGUGAAAUCGACGAGACACUCAAGUUGAUUGAAGAAACAAGGGCGAAACUAGGUGUCAACCCUCGUAUCCUAGUGGCAAAAUGCGGCCAGGACGGACAUGACAGAGGUGCAAAGGUGAUUGCAUCUGCGUUUAGUGACCUCGGAUUUGAUGUCGAUCUCUCGCCUCUUUUUAGCACUCCAGAAGAAGUGGUGCGACAGGCAAUCGACAACGAUGUGCAUGUGAUUGGUAUGUCAUCUCAGGCUGCUGGUCACAAGACAUUAGUACCUGCAUUGAUUAACGAAUUGAAAAGGCUCGGGAUCGAUGACAAGAUUGUCGUUGUGGGAGGUGUGAUUCCACGGCAGGAUUAUCAGUUCUUGUAUGAUGCAGGUGUCAGUGCAAUAUUUGGUCCUGGGACCAAGAUACCUGAUGCAGCUCGGUUGGUUGUCGAGAAAAUUCAGGAAAAUAUCAAAGAUUGA
This is a messenger RNA of Paraglomus brasilianum, 2208 nucleotides long. NCBI's taxonomy places the organism in Eukaryota, Fungi, Glomeromycota, Glomeromycetes, Paraglomerales, Paraglomeraceae. The record is from the annotation of a GenBank genome assembly.